UCUGAAUGUCUGGUUUCGGUGCCGAAUGCCAGAAAUAACGUUCAUAUUUUGUUCUCCCAAAAAGGAAGGCCUUUGAUACCUGAAUCUGAUCUCAUCUCCUGUCUUGAGAGAAAAGGGGAGGCCUUGUCCGGGGACACUGACAGCAGGGACCAUGUGGAUGAAAACAAGGAGAUGGUAUGUGAAGCUCCCGAGGAAAGUGACAAGUGACCAGGCAUGGAGGAGGAUGUUGGGAAUCAAGGUGGCAUGAACAAGCUGGAGCAAAACGCAAGAACUAAGGAAGAAAUCUGUUGCUUGUAUGGGUGGUGACUUCCGUGUUAGUCCAGUGCAACAAAAGGCAUCCGGUGGUUGGAGGAAAAUUUGCUCAUAAAUCUAUCAUGGAUGAUCACUGGGCCAGUGAUGGAGCACAGAAGCGAUAUAAAUGCCUGGAGUGUGGAAAGAGCUUCAGUCAGAGCAGGGUACUCAUCUCCCAUCAGAGAACUCACACAGGGGAGAAACCCUUCGACUGCCUGGAGUGUGGGAAGGCAUUUAGUCAGAAGGGGGCACUUACUGUCCACCAAAGAAUUCACUCAGGAGAGAAACCAUUCAAAUGCAUGGAAUGUGGAAGGAGGUUUUGCCAGAGCGGUGCCCUUCAAGUACAUCAAAGAAUUCAUACAGGGGAAAAACCGUUUCACUGCCUGGAGUGUGGGAAGAGCUUCAGUCAGGCCUCUCUCUUAAAUUCCCAUCGAAUAAGUCACACAGGGGAGAAACCAUAUAAAUGCCUGGAGUGUGGGAAAAGCUUCAGUCAGGGCUGUCUCCUCCAGUCCCAUCAAAGAACACAUACGGAUGAAAAACCCUAUGAAUGCCUGCAAUGUGGAAGAGGCUUCAGAUAUAAAUCUGCUCUUCUUUCCCACCAAAGAAUCCACACAGGGGAGAAACCAUUUAAAUGCCUGGAGUGUGGAAGAAGCUUCAACCGGAAGUAUGACCUUACUUUGCAUCAUGUAAUCCACACAGGGGAGAAACCAUUUGAAUGUUUGCAGUGUGGAAAGAGCUAUAGUCACAAGAGAAGCCUUACCAGUCAUCUGAUAAUUCAUGCAGAGGAGGACCCAUUUAAAUGCCUCGAGUGUGGGGAGAGCUUUAGACAGAAGUAUGCCCUGGUUUCCCAUCAGAUAAUUCACACAGGACAGAAACCAUUCGAAUGUUCACACUGUGGCAAGAGCUUCAUUCACAGGCAAAGCUUUACUAACCAUCAGAGAAUUCACACAGGAGAGAAACCAUUUAAAUGCCUGCAGUGUGAAAAGCGGUUCAGGAGGAAGGACAGCCUUAUUUCACAUCAGAGAAAUCACACCGGAAUAAAACCAUUUCAGUGUUUGCAGUGUGGCAAAAGCUAUCGUCAGAAGAGAAGCCUUACCAGUCACCAGAGAAUUCAUACGGGAGAGAAACCAUUUAAAUGUCUGGAGUGUGGAGAGACUUUUAGACGGAAGCAUGAUCUUGCUUCACAUCAGAGAAUUCACACAGGAGAGAAACCAUUUGAAUGUUUGCAGUGUGGAAAGUCUUUCAAUCGCAGGGAAAGCCUUACUAGUCAUCAGGGAACUCACACAGCAGAGAAACCAUUUACAUGUCUGCAGUGUGGGAAGAGUUUCAGGCAGAAGGGUGCCCUUAAAGCACAUGAAAUAAUUCAUGUUGGAGAAAAAUUAUACAAAUGCCUACAAUGUGGCAAGAGGUUCAGGCGCAAGUAUGCCCUUGACUCUCACCAAAGCAUUCACACAGGAGAGAAACCAUAUCAGUGCUUGGAGUGUGGAAAGAGCUUCAGUCUGAAACCAUCUCUCAGAUUACAUCAAACCAUUCACACAGGGGAAAGACCAUAUAAAUGCUCUGAAUGUGGAAAGAGUUUCAGUCGGAAGGCAUACCUUGCCUUGCAUCAAAAAACUCAUACAGGGGAGAAACCAUACAAAUGCUUGGAGUGUGGAAAGAGCUUCAGUCGAAAACCGUAUCUUAAAUUUCAUAAAAGAACUCACACAGCAGAGAAACCAUAUAAGUGUUUGGUAUGUGGGAAGAGCUUCAGACGAAAGGCAUACUUUUCUUUACAUCAAAGAAUUCACACAGGGGACAAACCAUUUAAAUGCUUGGAGUGUGGAAAGAGCUUCAGUCGAAGGGAAUACCUUGUGUCUCAUCAAAGAACUCACAGAGAGACCUCUUCAGAAGAGGAGGAGUCUGAUUCUGCAGAAGAGCCACUUCCUACAGUGGGGCUGGAGCAACCCGAGGGAUCCUCUGGCAGCAGUGCCUUGCCUGGGGUUCCCAGCAAACCAUCGAACACCUUGCUGAGCCCAGCUGUGACUCCAGACUCCCUUUCCACCGCCAAUGGCUCCGGACAGCAGCAGUGGCAGUGUAUCAGGUGGGACACUGAGAGCCAUGAUGGAGAAGCCCUCCUGAUUCCCCGAAUACCCUUUCGCCCACAGCAUACGCAUGAGUAAGGGGUCACUCAGGAAAAGGGUCUACUUAGAAGGAAGGGUCAGAUGCAACUGCUCAAGUAGUUUUAGGAUCAAGUUUUAGGUGUGUUGAGUAGAAGCAGAUCCUAAGGCAGAAUCCACAUCUGACUUCACAUCAACGAAGUGUCAUGGUAGAAAUGUUUUUGAUGCUUAGGUUUAAAUGGAAUGGGUUGGUUACAUCACAGCAAUCUUACUUCUGAGGGAGAAUCAGUACAAAGGCUUAUAGUGUUGUGAACUCUGUUCUCAUGGAAUGGGCCCUAAUCAACACCUGAGGAUUCCCAGUGGGGAAAAGCCAAAAAUGUUCUGUUUGCCAUAGGAUACUUUACAAUAAACACAGCUGUUUUGAUGCAUGGGGAUGUGUCUCUCACACAGAGAGAUUGUUACACCUGCUUUAGUGAGCAGAAAUCCUACUUUAGAUGAAACAGUCUGAGUGGAAAACUAAUAGUUUCAAAACAUAGGAUAUAAUGGGAGGGGGUUUUGUGUAAAUGAAUGGACUCUGGAGAGGGUGUCAGAAAGAAAAUGAAGUAAUAGAAUGUGGAAGGAAAACACACUUUUCCCCAGAAGGAGUGGAGUUGAACAUAACUCAGAGGUUGCAGAUAAUGCUAAGCUACCCUUGAUGCUGGAGGAAUCCAUUCUGUGGGUGGAGAUCUGCUGGAUUUCCUGGUCUUGGCUCCCUGGACCUUGGCCUGCGUUCUCUCUGUGCUAAGUCCAUCUUGCUUGGAGAGUUUGCAUGUGUAUCCAGCAGGAAGCAAGUUCCCCCCUGCCUGUGCAUAGAUUGGGCAACUGACGUUCCACUUCCAGACAUGCACAUGGUGGGCGUGGCGUGAGCAGAGCCGGCUGGAGCCAGGGGUCAGACUAGAUGGCCCGGGAGACCCCUCCUGACUCGCUCUGUUUCUAUGUGACUUGCAGGCUUUGUAUACUUUGUGCAAGGAAGCUCAGCUUGUGUCCCUGAGUGUUUGCAGACUUGAUCUUGGCCCAGCUCACUUCCUGGCCAGGGCCAAGAGUGGGAAUGGAAUCCAGCAUGUGCGAGAGAGACGGAUUCUGCAUGGAUCUUUGCCUCACUACCCUGGGAUAUAUUUGCCAACAUUCAGUAUUCCCAAGAAAAUAUUGGGCAGAGGGUGACUAGGCAUGGUUGCGUUUUCCUUUGGGCCUCCUUCCCACGCUCUGCAUGUAUCCCAGUGUCCCUUGUUUCCACAUCCUGGCCCUGCCCUGCUCCAAGUGGCACUGCUUUUGGGGCACUGAAUUCACGGCCUUUUCUCUGGAACUUUUGGAGCCCUUCUCAAUUAACUGUGGUGGCUGUCCUGAGCUUUGAGGACAUAAAAACCCAGUUGGUUACUGAGAACCCCUGGUCAUUUUAGUGAAGCUGAAAUAAUAAAUGCUGUCUGAAGUAUGACUGUA
Messenger RNA from Varanus komodoensis (Komodo dragon), 3863 nucleotides. RefSeq names its product zinc finger protein OZF-like. Lineage: Eukaryota; Metazoa; Chordata; Lepidosauria; Squamata; Varanidae. The transcript has 2 exons. Bases 375 to 2450 code for a protein of 691 amino acids. Gene Ontology annotation, molecular function: RNA polymerase II cis-regulatory region sequence-specific DNA binding; DNA-binding transcription activator activity, RNA polymerase II-specific. Gene Ontology annotation, biological process: regulation of transcription by RNA polymerase II. Gene Ontology annotation, cellular component: nucleus. The record is from RefSeq and is a predicted model, not a curated record.